This is a messenger RNA of Haliotis rufescens (red abalone), 2658 nucleotides long. RefSeq lists its product as uncharacterized. The coding region runs from base 619 to 1728 and encodes 369 amino acids. The record is from RefSeq and is a predicted model, not a curated record. The transcript has 2 exons. Lineage: Eukaryota; Metazoa; Mollusca; Gastropoda; Lepetellida; Haliotidae.
UGAGAGCGUUAACUUGGUAUUUGGUGCAGCUGAACACGUGUGUUGGUGUGUUGUGGCAACCAAGAAAAACACAGUAAACGCGUGACUUCGCUUCUUAGCAGAAUUCUGGGAAUGGGAAAACACAAAGUUUAAUUUGCUGACUCGAAAGUGAUUUGCUUUCUCUUUCUCCGAAACACGAGUGACAUUUUGACACAUGUGUGCAAAGUGAGAGCAGGGUAACUUUAAAAAUUCCCCUUGAGUGACAUUAUCCCCCCCGGUAUCCGAGAUUGUUAGAAAAAGACGCCAUAUUUCGGGACGGGCGUUUUUCCAUUCUCGGGAGAGCGGGCUUUUGUUAAGAGAGCUGGAUGGCAUCCUCUACCCUCAGUCACGAAUUUGGAGAAUUUGGACUGAGAAUUUUCCGGCACACUAGGAACAAGAUGAGAGAGCGAUAAGGGGGGAAUCCGUGCACGAGGUAUAUAUUUUUGUUUGUUUUGACACUUUCCAAUUCGCAUGUUUAGGAUGACUUGGGAGCCAGUUUCAGCAUUACGGGCAUGUUAACAUUCCGUACAAUUACCUGGUGGUGUAGAGCCUGCCAUCGCGAGACUUCUGGCCUCCCGACCAGCGUGUUGUAUCCCAGUUAUGACAGAAGACUGCCGAACCUCCCGCGUGCAACACGUGCAUCGCAGAACCCGAGGCACUAGCCAAGGAGAGCAGAGGGCGGGAACCUGCGCGUGGCGGGAAGCAGCAGACGACAGUUCUAGUGGAAGAGAUCACGAAAUAGAGAAAGACGCCUCCUCUCUUCUGCGUUUUGUCAACUUGGUAUCCAGGGAUAUAAAAACGGUUCUGGCUUCACCCAACAGAUCUAAGCGUGUUGUCGAUCAUCGGAGAUAUAUCCAGCGGCAGCUAUCAUAUCUGUUAAAGCCUGGCACCGGAACCUCACUGGGUGCUGUGGGCGACCCUUCUCUACAAACACGGAGGUCGUGUUCUGUCAACAACAAGUGGUCAUCUAAGGACACUACUGACCAAAUGACCAACACCUGUAGCAGUAAAGAUCGUGUUUCUCCCCUGCCGGAAAAAUACGCCUUCCUUCUUCCCCCUAACCCCGCCGGCAUGAACUGUUUUCCUACGACGUCGUCAUCGCUACCAACGUCGGCCAAAAGUCAUAUCGAUGUCCGUCAUCUCAGGCCGGGAUUUGUAAACAGUGGGCACUUUUAUGCAUCACAUGAAAAGUCCGAUGUUCCUCUUAGACAGCGCCAUCUGCCAGCAUCGUUCUGGAAGGAACCUAAUGUCCCUAAACAUCAAAUGGUUCCGGGAAUGUUACCUUUCAAUUGGUAUCAGCAAGGACACGAAUACAAGGACUUCUUAGACCGACUCCAUAUAGCUCAAGCCCAUGGACUUGGUGCGGUGGGUAGCAGAUUUCCAAUAACAGAGUUUUUGUAUUACAACUAUGGCAUGAAGAACAGGAUGGACGCACAAGCCACGCCGUUCAGUGACAAUUUAUGGCCUCUUGGCCAUCCACAGCAAAACAAGAAACAUUCAUUACCUACAGUACCACUCACUGGUGGGUGUCCAUACAUUGGGUGUAACUGUACCAAUCCGAACCCAGAGUCAUCCCAUAAAGGACUUGAAUGUCAGGGGCCUGUGCCACCACGGCUAGACUUGCUUCAGUCGUCAGUAUGGAAACCUGUUCCAACCAAAUCAUUGUCGUCAUACCCGACCCGAUUCCACCCAUUUAUGCAUGCGCGGUGAUUUUAUUGUGAUAGUGACAUUGUGAGUGCGUUAUUUAUUAACUGAAGACAUUAUUUGGUCAUUAUAUGACGGAUGUUGGUGCAAGUUCGUGUUCUUAAACUGGAUUUUCCAAAGGAUCACGUUAGAGGCAAGAUUAAAGACAUGAUCGCAUUGGAAAUGCGUAAACGUCAUAAUUGUUGUAUCAUUCAUAAACAAUGUAAACGGUAUAUGGGAUGCAACGCCAUGGAAUCUGAACUAACUGGUGUAUACAUGUAUAUUUACUAUCAAUUGUGUACGUUUCAAACUUAAUGGCUUGCCUUGACUGUUGGAUAACGCCUGACGUACUCAGACUAACUUGUGGACAGUGGCAUGAAUAAUUCCACUCAGUGAAAUGUACAUCCGUGAAACUUGGAGAAUAUAUGCGGACAUGAAAUUCUUACAACCAAGACAAUAGACAAUUAUAUUCAUGAAAUUCACACGGGAUAUUUUCAUGAAGUCUCCAUCACUAAAACUAGUGGAAAUUACAUAAUAUACACAUAUAUUCACUCUUUACUAUCAUAAUAUUUAGUGAAAACUAGAAAACAUGAAAAAGUGUGGGUUUGAAGAAUUGACAUGUCAAACAUAUUUAAGAAGAGGGAAGUAUGUGAUAUUCAUUGAUUUUAGUUGCGUCUGCAAUACGCCAUUAAGUGACCGGGACACCAUUACGUGACUAUGACUUGCACCUGGAUUCAUGGAGCGAACUUUCGGAUUUGCGGCCAAUGUCCGAAUAAUCUAACGAGUGAUCCCAUUGUCUAUACAAACAGUACCAAUCAUAUGCAUGUCACUAUGUUUAUUCAUGUUUACAUUUCUGUUCUCAUCGAGGUAUGUUGUGAUCUAUAAUUUCAUAAUAGCAAACAUAAUACAUUCGUUGCAUAAUCAUAUUGAAUAAUGUUUUAUAAAUUAAAAUAUUGA